This is a messenger RNA of Triplophysa rosa, 3920 nucleotides long. RefSeq names its product transmembrane protein 30Aa (gene cdc50aa). The record is from RefSeq and is a predicted model, not a curated record. Gene Ontology annotation, biological process: phospholipid translocation. The transcript is spliced from 9 exons. Gene Ontology annotation, cellular component: endoplasmic reticulum; plasma membrane; Golgi apparatus. Bases 184 to 1302 code for a protein of 372 amino acids. NCBI's taxonomy places the organism in Eukaryota, Metazoa, Chordata, Actinopteri, Cypriniformes, Nemacheilidae.
UGAGUUUCCGCGUUUACCGCCUUGCUCAUUACGGAAAUAAUCACCUGUUUUGCCGUCGUGAAGCGUUACAGCACGAACGUCAAUGAUAUCAGCGAGAUAAACCACCGAACGGACAAUCAAAACAAUACAAUACAUUCAAAGUGAUCGUUUAGCGUCCGAUCGUCUGUAGAGGAUUAAAGAGCGAUGAUGGCGUCCAGCUACAACGCGAAGGAUGAGGACGGGCAUCAUCCCGGUUCGGUGGGCUCCGGCGGUCCGGGCGCCGUCAAGAGCAGGAAACCCGAUAACACGGCGUUCAAACAACAGCGGUUACCCGCCUGGCAGCCCAUCCUGACCGCGGGCACCGUCCUGCCUGCUUUCUUCACGAUCGGACUCGUUUUCAUCCCCAUCGGAAUCGGACUUUUCGUCACAUCCAACAACAUCAAAGAGUUCGAGAUUGACUACACCGGUGUCGACAAAUCCAGUCCGUGUUUCCACUGCUCUCAUAACUACAGCUGGAACAGCACCAGUGCCUGUACCUGCUCUGUGCCCUUCACCCUAGAGCAGUCCUUUGAGAGCAAUGUUUUCAUGUACUAUGGGCUGUCCAACUUCUAUCAAAACCAUAGACGUUAUGUCAAAUCAAGAGAUGACAGCCAGUUGAAUGGGGACAAAAGCUCUUUAGUGAACCCUAGUAAAGAGUGUGAGCCGUAUCGGAAGAGUGACGAGAAGGCCAUUGCCCCCUGCGGUGCCAUUGCAAACAGUCUUUUCAACGAUACUUUGGAACUGUUUUAUAUCCAUCCCAAUGGAAACAGAACGCCUAUUCAUCUGGUAAAGACAGGCAUUGCUUGGUGGACUGACAAGCACGUGAAGUUUAGAAACCCAGGAGGACACGACAAGAACCUCUCUGUAGCGUUUCAAGAAACCAGCAAACCAGUGAACUGGCUUAAGCCGGUUUAUGAGCUGGACCCCACCGAUCCUGACAACAAUGGUUUCAUCAACGAGGAUUUCAUUGUGUGGAUGAGAACAGCUGCUCUCCCAACCUUCAGAAAGCUUUUCCGCAUCAUUCAAAAGAAGAAAGACAGCAAUACCCCGACAUUACAGCCAGGAAACUAUACCCUGGAGGUGACCUACAAUUACCCAGUGCGCAGUUUUGAUGGCCGCAAGCGUAUGAUCCUCAGCACGAUUUCCUGGAUGGGAGGAAAGAACCCUUUCCUGGGCAUCGCCUACAUGACCGUGGGCGCCGUGUGUUUCUUCCUGGGAGUGGUUUUACUCAUCAUCCACCAUAAGUACGGUAACCGCAACAACAAUGCCGACAUUCCCAACUAACACGUGUCAGCUGAGCUCUUUACACGUACGUAAUGACGUGAGAUAUGCAAGCAUGAGUCACACGAGUACAGCUGCUUAACUCAUCUCUCAUAUCUCACACAGAGCAGAUGCUCCUAUGUAAACAUAUAGGCGGCUGGAGGGACUAUUAGCAAAUGUGUUGCUGGUAUUUGAAUUAAUCUGUUUUAAGCAUUUAAUUAUUUUGCACCAAAGAUCUAUCAUAAAAAAACCUAAGCAGUGUCUUCAUUCUGAAGAAUUGUGUGAUGAGGACAGUGUUAUGACGGGGCUAGAAUUAUCUGUAUAUUAUUAUACAGUAGAUGAGUUUUGUUGUGAAUCUUACAAAAACGUUACCAGUUACAAUUUCAUUCCAAGAAAGAAAAGUAUUGAAAUGAUAUGUUGCGUAGAGAGGAUGAGGUUCAUUUCACGGUUUUCCUCAAGCUUCUCAUUUUUGUAGCGCAACCAGUUUUAGUUUUAAGUUUAGUUUUAAUAUAAUGUGGAUUGUUUUUAGAUUUUCAUUACUGUCAAUAUUUUAUUUGCACUGUAAAAUCUGAAUGCUAUUUAAGUAUUUAGCAUUACAGUAAAACGAAGUUUAAACAUGCUUAAUUGGCAUAAAAAUGAUGCCACAAUCCCAAAGCACCUUAAUGGAAAUUACGACAGGCUUCCUCAUUUAUGCAGAAUAUAUAACUUGAACAUUUGACAGGCUGUGUGAGAUUCAUUCACUUGGAUAUUUUUGCUGAUGGCAUGGUGCAAUCCAUCACAGUCAGGUUUUAAGAAGUGAUUUUAAUGAUGAAAUAAUAUUUCUGAUGUACAGUUUGACACAUGCAUAUCAGCAAAGAUUGUGUGAAUAUAUUCACUGAAAUGCUGAACUGUGAGCGUUGAGAAUUUGAUUGAAGCAAAGGUGUUCAUUUUUUGAGUUUGUUGGAAAAUAUUGUUAUAUGUAUUGUUAGAAGUAUGUGUUUAAUAGCUGGUAGCUUUAUUAAUCUUAGUUGUGUGAAUGUCCUGUGUUGGGCUGUAAUUAUGUCUGUUAUUUUAAAGUUGUGAAAUAAUAAAAGCAUGAGCACUGAAAUUGUGUUUUGGUGUCUUUACUACUUAAAAAAACAGACCAUACAAAUACUAUACAUUUCUAAAACCGUUGGGCAAACCUAUGUUUAAUAACAUCACCAAUAAAAUCUGAUUCAUCAUUGGUAUUGUACAUGUAGCUUUAUUUAAGAAAAUACAUGAAAGUGUGCUUGUAACACCUUUGGUGUCUUGAAGUUUGCUAAUCUAGUGUUUUAUUUUUAUUUUUUAUUCUCCGUAUUCCAUGCUUUAGCAACGAGUUCAGUUUACAAAUCUGUCUUUAACAGUAUAUAGGACCACGGCAGAGUAAACUUUAAAAUGGGAUUUAAUUCACUUUAAAAUGGGAUUGUAUUUCAAUGAAUAUUAAAAAGCGAAUUUUGAAACAAAUUUACAGGAAUAUUUUGGACGCUGCUUUUCACUGUCCAGCAGAGGGCAGUUACUCGUCACUCUUCCCUCGAGCAGCCUCAACAGCGAGCAGAAGAAGAAGUGACAUUAUCAAACGUCCUUGUGCUGCCGCGGCUUUCUGGGCGUUGCGAUCUAAACUAAAGCAUAAAUUCAUCAUGUUUAGACACUUAAGGACCUUGCAGCAGGUCUCCAGACGCACUCUAUUCAACAGUGCACCCAGACAGCUGGAGAAUAAAGUCCCAACAAAGCAGAAGUUGUUUCAGGUUCUGGACAGAUAUUGUGGAUGAACAGAUAAGUACGACAUGAUUGGCUAAUAGGGUUCACUUUCGUAGUAGGCUGUGAUUACUAAUCUUGCAUGUGUUGUAAUGCUAAAAUAGUUUUAAAAAAGUGUCAAAUUAAACAAGUAGUGUAAUGCUUUGCUUAUUCUGUAACCGUUAUAUCACUGGCUUUGAUGCUGUCAUAUUCUGCUCAUAUCCGAUCAGCGCUAAAUUAAGGGUGGUUGUUUUUACAUAUUUCGCUUUAAAAAAUAUACUGCAAGAUUUAGUUAUGAAUUUAUUGGUGUUUUUUACACAGACACAGCGGUAAAAUGGAUUAAACGCAUGUUCUGCUUUUUUUUAAUGUCUUAAAUGAUUUUCUUAGGUACACCUUUUGCACACCAGAACUAUGGCAUUUUAAGUGGUUUGCUCACCCUAAAAUAAAGGGAACUUUUGUUUUACUUCAUGUUGUUCCAAAUCUGUAUGCAGUUAUUUAGAACACAGUAAUACAUUCAUGUAGGAAUGAUGUAGUUUGCAUAAACAAUCAAUUAUGCAACAACAGUUGAUAGCGACUAAAGUCUUUUUUGGUUUUAUAGCAGUUUACAUCAUUCAUUUGACAUAGACACCCUCGGUUCUUCUGUGUGGAGAGUGUUUUAUCACUUUUGGAGAAGAUUCAAUGAAUGCCUGAUUUUUGUCUGGGCGUCACACACACACAAGACAACUUUAUGGUUCUGACACUCGCUUGUCACACAGAAGAAUUAUCUUGCCUCGAUGCGUCUUUCGUCUACUUCUUCUUCAUCGUUGGUAUCAAUGUGUGCUCGGCAAGACCGUUUUGUGCUUGAGAGCCAUCAAGUCGUGUUUUACUGUAACUUCAGCAGCUCCAGGCACGUGAACAAAAGCCCCCCC